GGGGAGGGAAAAAGGAGGCUGAGAGUUUCGACCAAUUUGUGUGGCGAACAAUUUGGAUUUUGGAUAGCCCUCGUCGGAACUCAUCAGCCUCUUCCUCUGCUUGGCCAUAUACCGCAAUCUGAAACGCUGAGAGGCUGAAGAGAGCAACGCUUGAAAUCCAAGUCAUUCAUCCGCUGCGAUGGCCAACAUGAUCAUGGCCUCCUCCAAACCCGUGAUUCCCGUUUCCUCCAUUUCCCCUUCCCCCAAAGUUCCAGUACUCCAAAUUUCAGUCCCCAGAAGCCUUUCGGUGAAGAUGUCAAAGCCCAAAAUCUUGUCCCUGGUUCCCUGCACCCUCAAAUCCCUUUCCCUCCUCGCUGCCUCCUCUCUUGCCUUGGCCCCUCCUUCUCUCGCCGUAGAAAUCGAGAAAGCCGCUCUCUUCGAUUUCAACCUCACCCUCCCCAUUAUCAUGGCCGAGUUCCUUCUCCUCAUGGUGGCCCUCGACAAGCUCUAUUUCUCCCCUCUCGGCAACUUCAUGGACCAAAGGGACGCCGCCAUCCGGGAGAAGCUGAACAGCGUCAAGGACACCUCGGGGGAGGUCAAGCAGCUUGAGGAACAGGCGGCCGCAGUCAUGACCGCUGCCAGGGCUGAGAUUUCUGCUGCUCUCAAUCAGAUGAAGAAGGAGACCCAGGCCGAGGUGGAGCAGAAGCUGGCUGAAGGCAGGAAGAAAGUGGAGGCUGAGUUGCAGGAGGCUUUGGCCAGCUUGGAGAGGCAAAAGGAAGAGACCAUCAAGUCCCUUGAUUCCCAAAUCCAAAAUCUUAGCCAGGAGAUUGUUAAGAAGGUUCUUCCUACUGUUUAAUUACUUACCCUUGUGUUCAGCUUCAAUCUGGCUCAUGGCAGGAUUGGUGCUAUAUAUGUGUGUAGAAUUGCGUUUUUUGGAUCACAAUUUCUGGUGACAAAAUAUUUCUGAAUGUAUAAUGUGUUUGUUCACUCUGAAUCCUUCUCGGGGUAAUGUGAAAAUGGAAAAAUAAACGGAAAUUAACAUUAGAA
Prosopis cineraria is the source of this 1026-nucleotide messenger RNA. Its product is annotated as ATP synthase subunit b', chloroplastic. Bases 179 to 835 code for a protein of 218 amino acids. Lineage: Eukaryota; Viridiplantae; Streptophyta; Magnoliopsida; Fabales; Fabaceae. Gene Ontology annotation, biological process: proton motive force-driven ATP synthesis. Gene Ontology annotation, molecular function: proton transmembrane transporter activity. The transcript has a single exon. The record is from RefSeq and is a predicted model, not a curated record.